UUGGCGAACUUGCGGUUCUAUGUUCAUCCACCAUGACGACCGGCCAAGCCUCAACUUAGAGACUUAAAAAGCGAUCACCCUUGCUUUCCAAUCAAGGCGGCAGUCUCUAGUGGUUUCCCGCAAUGAGGACAUGGUUGAUAUUUUGUCUGUUCUGUGCAAAUUAUGUUGGCUGUGAGAUGGAGUUCCCCCCGCUUCCCCAAGGAAAGCCUUACAGUUUAGAAAGCGAAGAGGAUUCUUGGAGUUUGAACGGUCUCACAAGUAUUGCAAAUGACAUCGCCUUGACGCUCAGAAAUCAAGCGCCUUACGAAAUUAUUGGAAAUACCUUAAGUAAUGCAUUUGGUAAAGGAGGAAAGUCCCCAGAAAUCUCUGAGGUGAUUGACUAUGAAGUUCCUUUGAUAGUGCUGGCUUCCCUCUCUUUGAUUGCUGCAUUGGUUAUCCCUAUUAUUGGCCUAGUCUUUUGCUGUUGUCGUUGCAGAGGAAAAUGUGGUGGCAUUAUAUAUGAUGAUGAACUCAAACAGCAUCCUGCAAAAGAACGAAUAGCAUACUCUGCUGGAAUUCUUCUUUGUGCAUCUUUACUGAUUAUUUCAGGUGGCUUUAUUCUAGCUUCAAGUAUUCAUAUGAAUGACAGUAUCCCACAUGCAAGAACAGUGUGGAAUGACUCAUUUAGUGAUAUCAAAAUUUACACAGGCAAUUUACUUCAGGAAAUAAAUCACAUAUUACUUCAAGAAGCUGUUCCCACAAUUGACAUUUUGUUUGAUGCAGUUAUUGCAAUGGGAAGAGAUAUAGUUGUUCCUAUAAUACAGUCACCUGUAUUUCAAGAACUCUACUCUGCUGUUAAAGAUGUUGAUCAAGCUGUGAAACAGACCGCACAGCUUUUUGGGGAGAUAGCAGAUGCAAAGUCAUCCCUAAUCUCAAAAAGCAGCCACAUUCAAAAUGAACUAAUUUCCAUUCAAAAAGCAUUGGAGGUCAUUCAUACUGAAUGUAAAAGUAGUGGAGGAAGCAGUCUUUGUGAUGAAAUCCCAUUUGGUAAGGAUGUGGAAACUGAAGCAGACUUUAACAAGGUCCCCAAUGUUACUGAUAGCCAAAACAAAAUAGAGGAUGUGGCAAAGAGUGGUCUUGGAGAUGAUGUUGCAAAGGGUAACCAGUCUCUACAGGACAUGGCUGAGAGAGUUCAAAACUUGACUACAAAUUUAACCAAUGAAUUUCAGAAUUUUACUUCCAAAAUAAAAGAUAUGCCAGUGGAUGUUGUUCAGCCUUUUAGAGAUGACAUUGAUAAGUACAUUGCAGAUACUCUGUUUCCAAUCAGAGAUGAUGUAGAUGAGACGUAUCUUGGUCCAGAUGGAUUGCUAUCCAAAUAUGACAACUAUAGGCAUAUAGCCUUCCUUUUAAUAGGAGUCCUAUCUCUGUUGGAUGGUUUGCUGUUGAUAAUUGCUGUGGUAAUGGGCUUGUGUGGUUCUUUAAGUUAUGAUACACCCAGCAGUAGAAGUAAUCUUUCACACUGGGCAGGAAGGCUUAUGUUAGGAGCUGCUGGUUUGUUCUUUUUUUCUGCAUUUCUCUUUAAUUUGUUGACUGGUGUCACCUUCAUGUUGGGAGCAAAUAUAGCGGUUGUUUGUGAUGGCAUACCUGAUUAUAAGCUUCUUGAAAAGACUAUAGAUGACCCAAAAUUUAUGGGAGGAGAGUACUUGCUGAGUGAAAUGAUCCUAAAUAAUGGAAAUAUUCCAUUGACUGUGUCUGGAGUGCUUAGUGAAUGUUCCAAAAAUCAAGCUCCUUGGGAUGUUCUCAAGAUGGACCAUGUGUUUAAUCUCUCUGUUGUUCUUAACUACAAAGAUCGAAUCCCUGAACUGGACGCAGUGUUUGCUACACUAAAUGAAACUGUUAAAGAUACUGAAGUAAUUCCUGAGAAGACCAAGAAAAGUGUAAACGACUCGUUGAAUGCAGGGGUGUCAGACAUUAACUUCACCCAGUAUCAUGAACAGGUGAAUAAACCUAUCGUCACUGUCUCCUUGCCAUCAUUUGCAUCCAAUGUCAGCAAGGCUGCCAACACAACAAAAAGUCAGGCUUCGGUUAGUAAUAAGUUGGCGAAUGAAGCAAACAAACUGGACAAUCUAGACAAAACAUAUGUGAAACCAGCGGAGAAACAGGCAAAAGAUCUGGGUAAACUUGCAAGUGAUCUUCAGCAAUCGGGCCAAGCCAUACUGAGUUCUGGCGAAAGAGUUGUUAAAAGCAUAGAGGAAGUGGCGACCUUUUUACAGGAUGAUGCUCUGUCAAUUGCUGCAAAGGGGGUAACAAUGCACUGGGACAAUGUGUUUGGUAAUGUGGAUUAUUUGUUGGACUAUGUCAUCCGUCAGGUCCGAUAUGACGUUGGAAAGUGUAAAAUUCUGUCAAACAUAUACCACGGGUUUACUGGAUCUGUAUGUUCUGAAUAUGCGGCCGGAAUGAAUGCCUCAUGGGUAGCAUCUGGUCUGAGUUCUCUUGUACUCCUCGUCUCAAUUAUUCUUUGCGUAAAGGCGUCUAAACAUUUCUUACGGGCGAAAAAGACUGGAGUUUUUAACAAACUAGGAAUUUCUGCAGAUUUUCCGUCGGAGCUUCCAUGGCUGGAUGGGUUGGGGAUCAAAGACAACUACGUCAACUUGGUCGACGUUAAGUCUUUAGGUGAAAUUUGACCACAAUUUACGGUAUUACUAUGGGAUAAACUUAUCUCCUUAAAUCUGACGAGGAUACGCAUUCUCGUGAGCGUGUCCGGAGACAUACGGGAAACAAGCCAAAGUUUUGCUGACUCUCUGCAUGAGAAAUAUUUAUGGAGUUAGAUUAUGUUGCAAUCAGAUUUAUUUUUUUGACUGUGUUGAAACCGAAAGCGAAAAGUGAACGACUAAGAACUAUAUUAGAGUACCUCUGAAGAUUACGAUACAAGCAUAACACUUGUGCACUCAUUUCUGUCGCCCGGCUAUUGACGGGUGCAUUUAUCACGUGCUCAGCUCGAUUUAAAGUAGAGAUUCUUUUUCUGUGAAUCUUGGGAAUGAUUGGCGUUUUUCUGUUGUGAAGCCAUACGGAUAGAAAAGUUACCUUUAUUUCAAUAGGGCAUUCCUUUCAGUUGUUACAAAGUGAACAUUUUUAUAUCAAGGCCUUAUAUCUAGUAAUGCAAGUAUGUACAGAGAAACAAAAACAAGAAGGAACUAGUUCAUUACAAGCAAAGUAAAAUCUAAAUUAAGAAAUCCAAAAAAUGACAAAUAAAAGCAUUUUCUAAAGAA
Molecule: messenger RNA, 3248 nt
Organism: Pocillopora damicornis (cauliflower coral)
Lineage: Eukaryota; Metazoa; Cnidaria; Anthozoa; Scleractinia; Pocilloporidae
Product: prominin-1-A
Cellular component (GO): membrane
Source: RefSeq, a predicted model, not a curated record